Dentiscutata erythropus is the source of this 631-nucleotide messenger RNA. The record is from the annotation of a GenBank genome assembly. Lineage: Eukaryota; Fungi; Glomeromycota; Glomeromycetes; Diversisporales; Gigasporaceae.
AUUAUCUAAUGAGGAUCUUUUAAGAAGUGCCUGGGAAAAAAUCCAACAGAUUAAUAUUCUUGAUUCAUACCGUUAUGGUCUGUGCAAAACUGCUUUUGAGUUAUUGCUAGAUGCAAUAGAAGAAAACAGACUAAGUACCUUAGGAUUGCCAACCAAACGGGAAAUAUUGAAUUAUUUAGAAACCAAAAGGUCAAAUAUUAGACCAAACUACCAAGUAGAUUUUGGAUUUUCUUCUCAUCAACUACAAGUUGUAGAAAUCCAUAGCCUAAUUUAUCCCGAUCAACCUUUUAAUUUUCAAACUCUCAGAGCUGAAAUCAAAAGAUUAAAAAUCCAAGAUUUAAGUAGCCAAAUUCCCUUAAAGAAACAAGAAUUAGAACAGCUAAUUAAUACUGCUAAGGAACAACUUACUAGAGCCGAAAGUUAUAUUUUAAAACAAUUACUCCAAAAGCACUCUAGAAUUCUUCAAGCUAACGACAACUCUGAUGCUGAGGGAUUGAAUGAACUUAUAGAGAUUUUAAAUGAAACAUUAAUCCAAGAAGAAUUACAAACUCUUUUAAAUAAACAACAUGAAAUAUUUACUUUAGAAAAACAUCUAGAGAAUUUACAAACUGAAAUAACUAUUGGUUUAUAA